Labeo rohita (rohu) is the source of this 2174-nucleotide messenger RNA. RefSeq names its product interleukin-1 receptor accessory protein. The transcript has 9 exons. NCBI's taxonomy places the organism in Eukaryota, Metazoa, Chordata, Actinopteri, Cypriniformes, Cyprinidae. The coding region runs from base 218 to 2101 and encodes 627 amino acids. The record is from RefSeq and is a predicted model, not a curated record. Gene Ontology annotation, biological process: signal transduction.
GAGCGCUUCGGUGAUUUUAACGGGACAGUUCGGUUCCUGUAGAGGCGCGUCGCGUUGCGCGGCCGGUGUGCGGCAAGUAUUGACGCGCUUAUAUUGUUUGAGAGAUUGUGUAAACGCUGCUGUUCCAUGGGAGGAGCCUGAAGUGAUACAAUCUGAUGUGAACGUAAAUAUGCGCGUUAAAUAAGGACAGAAACAGCAGCGGAGGGACGCGAGCGGGAUGCCGUUGGUCUUCAAACUUCUCUGCCUCUGCGUUUUAAAGAUGGGCGUCUUCUCUGCGUCUGUCACUCAAGCCAGCGUCCAAUCAGAUGUUCAGUGUUAUGACUGGGGCGUGUGGAGCGAGGGUUCGGUGCGGGUGUAUGACGGGGAGGUGGCGUAUCUCUACUGUCCGCUCUUCUCUCAUCCCACGCUCUACAGCUACAGUCAGACGCAGAACAGCAGUUUGUCUCUGCUGUGGUACCGACACACACGCACACACGAGCUGGAGCAGCCCAUCAACCUCAAACUACACACACUGCACAAAGACCGCGAGUACCUGUGGAUACAACCGGCCACGACGCAGGACGCCGGACUCUACAUCUGCAUGCUCCGCAACAUUUCGUCGUGUGUGAAGAUCGGUGUGCAGCUGGAGGUCGUUCAGAAGGACGGCGAGUGUGACAAGAACGCUCAACCUCACCUGAACCUGACUAUACCGUUUCUGAGCAAACAAACCCUCUCCUGUCCAGACCUGAACAAACUCACGCUGCCCAACAGCACACACACCGUCAGAUGGUACCACGUGAGUCCGUCCGUCUGUGUGUUUGUGUGUGAGAAUAAACAUCUGAGACGAGACACAGCGACGCUGUCCUGUCGUGUGCAUCUGCCUCACCUGUUCAACGAAAAGCAGGACGUCUGGUGGACCAUCGACAACAAAACCGUGGAGCAACUCGCCGACACGCGAUUCAGCUCACCUGAGGCCACGCUUGUGAGAAAUGAUUACGGUGACGAGAUCAAAGAACGAGUCCUGUAUGUGAAGGAUUUUUCAGCUGACGACCUGCAGAGGGAGUUUAACUGCUCUGUCAGAAACAGCCGCGGGUUCAACACCAGCAGAGCCGUACUCGAAACCGAACCGUACAUCCCGACUCUAGAGCUGGGCUGUGGUUUAGGAGUGACGCUGGCACUGAUGUUGAUGAUGUUUGUCAUCUAUCACGUGUUCUGGCUCGAGCUGCUGCUGCUCUAUCGCUCCUGGUUCGGCUCAGAUGAGAGAUACACAGAUGAUAAGCAGUAUGACGUGUACAUCUCGUACGCUCGCAACACAGAGGAGGAGGAGUUUGUUCUGUCCACGCUGCGUAGAGUCCUGGAGACUGAGUUUGGAUACUCCGUCUGCAUCUUCGACCGGGACAGUCUUCCUGGAGGAAACCUAAUGGAGUCGGUUCUCAAGUGUAUGCAGGCGUGUCGGCGACUGUUGGUGGUUUUGAGUUCGGACUGUUUAUGUGAGAAGAGCAUCAGUCUGCUGGAGUGUCGUCUUUGUUUGUACCUGCAUCACACUUCGCGAGCGCCCAUCAUCACGGUGAGACGGCGCGCUCUCAGCGCCCCCUGCGGUGACAUCGCAGAACUGCGCAACAACUCGACUUCCAUCCGCUGGCACGGCGCACGCUCAGAGCGAAAGAACUCUCGCUUCUGGAAGCUUCUGCGACUUGCGCUGCCUCUGCGACCACUCGCUCUCGGGAAAAGACUCAUCGAUAGCACUUCCUCCCAUUCGGACCUGGCAUCGGUGGCCACGCGCUAUACGCAAGCGCAGACCAUCUCACUCAGUCGACGUAGCAAAGGGGGGCGGGACGGAAUGAGGCAAGUGGGCGUACGUGACAGAAGUGGGCGGAGCUGUGAGCAAAAGGGGCGGGGCUGUGCAAUCUGCGUGAGUUUUCAGGAAAGUCGUCGAAUUUGGGGCGGAGUUAUCGCUACUCAGUGGAGCACACACCUACAUCAGCCUGUAGCCAAUGGAACGAUACCUCACGCCACGCACAACUCCAACAGUGAACCUGGAAACGACCCCGGCACUGAGCUCUGCCCCUGUGAACCAAUCAACAACAACCAGCCCAAUGAACUACAAACCACACACUGUUGACGCACACUGCUGGACUAACCAGCGAAUAUUAUGAAUGAAACGUGUAAAUCACAAUAACUUCAGGUAAUAUGUA